AAAAUUUCGCCAUGAGUCCACGACUCUGCCCAGCGGCGUUCUAGUUUGUCGCGGGGCUCCGAUAAGGCACACCGCUCCCGCUCGCCGCCCGAACCCGCCCGCCCCACCGCCCGCGCCCCUCGUGCUCGCCGCCACCGCCGCCGCCGGAUUGCGAGGCCAGGCUCUAGGGUUGGGAGGCGCCAGGGGUUAGGGUUUCGGCGGGAUGAGCUACCGGAGGGGGUCCAAGGUCUGGGUGGAGGAGAAGGGGGAGGGGUGGGUGGAGGCGGAGGUGGUGGAGGUGAAGGACCGCGCCGUCCUCGUGCUGACGAGCCAGCGGAAGAAGAUUACAGUUUUGCCUGAAAAAUUGCUACCUAGGAACACAGAUGAGGAUCUCGGUGGGGGGCAUGUCGAUGACAUGACCAAACUGACCUAUCUUAAUGAACCAGGUGUUCUGUACAAUUUGAAGAGAAGAUAUGCAUUGAAUGAGAUAUAUACAUACACUGGAAGCAUCUUGAUCGCCGUUAAUCCUUUCACAAGGCUACCUCACCUGUACAAUGAGUACAUGAUGGAGCAAUAUAAGGGUGUGCGAUUAGGGGAGUUGAGUCCACAUGUUUUUGCUGUAGCUGACGCAUCAUACAGGGCUAUGGUGAAUGAUUCUCGGAGCCAGUCAAUCUUAGUUAGUGGUGAAAGUGGUGCUGGGAAGACUGAAACAACAAAGCUUAUCAUGCAGUAUCUUACAUAUGUUGGUGGCAGAGCUGUUCUUGAUGAUCGAUCAGUUGAGCAACAGGUUCUCGAAUCUAACCCUCUAUUGGAGGCAUUUGGCAAUGCGAAAACAGUUAGGAAUGACAACUCAAGCCGGUUUGGAAAAUUUGUCGAGAUUCAGUUUGAUCGGAAUGGUAGAAUAUCUGGAGCUGCAAUUAGGACCUAUCUUCUGGAAAGAUCUCGUGUUGUGCAAAUUACAGACCCUGAAAGGAAUUUUCAUUGCUUUUAUCAACUAUGUGCUUCAGGGAAGGAUGCCGAGUUAUACAAGCUUGGGCACGCAAGCACUUUCCAUUACUUAAAUCAAAGCAAGACAUAUGAAUUGGAAGGGAUAAAUAACGAAGAUGAGUACUGGAAGACAAAAAGGGCGAUGGAUAUUGUUGGUAUCAGCACAAAAGAUCAGGAUGCUAUAUUUCGGACAUUGGCAGCCAUUCUCCAUCUUGGCAAUAUUGAGUUUUCUCCGGGAAAGGAACCUGAUUCGUCGAUAAUUAAGGAUUCAACAUCAAAUUUUCACCUCCAAAUGACAGCUAAGCUACUCAUGUGUGAUCCAGACGUGUUGGUUGCAUCUUUAUGUAGCCGGUCUAUACAUACUAAUGAAGGAAUAAUCAUAAAAGCAUUAGACUGUGCAGCAGCAGCAGCUAAUCGUGAUACUCUGGCAAAGACUGUAUAUGCGAAGUUAUUUGACUGGCUUGUUGAGAACAUUAACAAGUCAAUUGGGCAAGAUGUUGAUUCAAAAGCACAAAUUGGUGUUUUAGAUAUCUAUGGCUUUGAAAGCUUCAAAAACAACAGCUUUGAGCAAUUUUGCAUAAACUUUGCCAACGAAAAGCUUCAGCAACAUUUUAACGAGCAUGUAUUCAAGAUGGAACAGGAGGAGUACAAAAGCGAGAAAAUUAAUUGGAGCUACAUUGAAUUCAUUGAUAAUCAAGAUAUGUUGGAUUUGAUCGAAAAGAAACCUAUUGGCAUUAUCGCUCUGCUGGAUGAGGCUUGUAUGUUUCCAAAAUCUACUCAUGUAACCUUCGCAACAAAGAUGUUCAGAAACUUCUCUUCCCACCCAAGGCUCGAGAAGACCAAGUUCUCAGAAACAGAUUUUACUAUCUCUCACUAUGCUGGGAAGGUGACGUAUCAAACAGAUUCUUUCCUGGAGAAGAACCGGGAUUAUAUUGUUGCAGAGCACUGCAAUCUUUUAUCGUCUUCAAGAUGUCCAUUUGUUUCUGGACUUUUUACUUCUUUGCCGGAAGAGUCAUUAAGAUCAUCAUACAAAUUCUCAUCAGUGGCUUCUCGAUUUAAGCAACAACUUCAAGCCCUGAUGGAGACCUUGAGCUCGACAGAACCUCACUAUGUACGCUGUGUGAAGCCUAACUCUGUUAAUCGACCUCAGCUUUUUGAAAAUCAAAGCGUCUUGCACCAACUGCGUUGUGGAGGUGUUUUAGAGGCCGUUCGCAUUAGUCUUGCUGGCUAUCCUACCAGGAGGUCAUAUGCUGAAUUUGUCGAUCGGUUUGGUGUCCUGGUUCCUGAGUUGAUACUGGGAAGUUACGAUGAAAGGGCAUUGACAGAGGCAAUUCUUGAAAAGAUGAAGCUUGACAAUUUUCAACUUGGUAGAGCUAAGGUUUUUCUUAGAGCUGGUCAAAUUGCGAUAUUAGAUGUGCGUCGUGCUGAGGUUUUGGACAAUGCCGCACGUCAUAUUCAAGGUCGUUUCAGAACAUUUGUUGCUCGCAAAGAGUUUGUGAAAACGAAGAAGGCUUCAAUUUCAAUACAAGCAUUUUGUAGAGGCUGUUUAGCAAGAAAGAUGUAUAUGAUCAGAAGAGAAACAGCGGCUGCUAUAACAAUUCAGAAGUAUGUAAGAAGGUUGUUGUUACGACGAAAUUACCAGCAAGCAUGUUCAGCAUCUCUGCUUAUUCAAUCUUGUAUUCGAGGGUUUAUUGCUCGCCUCUAUUUCUCAGCCAUGAGAGAGCAGAAGGCUGCUUUAGUGAUACAGUCCUUAUGGCGAAAACGGAAGGCCGUCAUGCUUUUCCAGCAUUACAGGCAAGCCAGUAUAGCAAUUCAGUGUGCUUGGAGACAAAAACUUGCAAGAAGGGAGCUAAGGAAACUCAGAAUGGCUGCAAAUGAGGCUGGUGCACUACGGGAUGCAAAGAAUAAACUUGAGAAACAGUUGGAUGAUCUUACUUUAAGACUUACGCUGGAAAGGAGAAUGCGGGCUACUGGUGAGGAAACAAAGUUGGUGGAAAUAUCAAAGCGUGAAAAAAUAAUAGAAACAUUAAGUGCGGAAUGUGCCGAGGCUAAAUCAUCUGCCCGAAGUGAACAUGACAAAAAUCUGCUGCUCCAGAGGCAGCUAGAUGAUUCUUUGAGAGAGAUAGCUAUGUUGCGCAGUAACAAGAUUCUGAAAGCAGAAACAGAAAAGGAGAAUUCUAAUCUAAAGAACAUUGUCGAAUCACUAUCAAAGAAGAAUACGUUACUGGAAAAUGAACUAAGCACAGCUCGUAGAAGUAGUGAUGAUACAAUGGAGAAACUGAAAGAUGUGGAGGGAAAAUGUACCCACCUCCAGCAAAAUUUGGACAAACUACAGGAGAAACUUACGAACUUAGAAAAUGAAAACCAUGUUUUAAGGCAGAAGGCAUUUAACAUUUCUCCCAAGACAUUAUCUGAGAAAUUUUCUGCGUCAAUUGGUCUCGGCAACAGCGAGCAAAAGCGUAUAUUUGAAAGCCCAACGCCAGCAAAAUAUCUGUCUCCUAUUCCACAGAGUACUGGAUCGAGGAGAACAAGGUUGCCUGUUGAAAGGCAUGAGGGAAACCAUGAAAUCUUAUUAAGAUGCAUAAAGGAAAAUUUAGGGUUCAAGGAUGGCAAACCAGUUGCAGCAUGCAUCAUCUAUAAAUGCCUUCUACACUGGCGUGCUUUUGAAUCCGAAAGGACUGCUGUUUUUGAUCAUGUAAUUGAAGCCAUAAAUGAUGUUCUCAAGGCAAAGGAAUCUGAUGGUAGAUUGCCUUAUUGGUUGUCCAAUACCUCUGCACUGCUAUGCCUUCUACAGAAGAAUCUAAGGUCAAACGGAUUUUUUGGUACACCAUCUCGCCGCUCUGCUGGACCUUUAGGGCUUGGUGGGAAGAUGGCCCAACUUGUAGGGCGCGGUGAUACUCUGGCACAAGUGGAUGCUCGGUACCCAGCCAUACUAUUCAAACAGCAGCUAACUGCAUGUGUUGAAAAGAUCUUUGGGCAGCUCAGAGAUAAUCUCAAAAAGGAAAUAUCACCUCUUCUUAGCGUGUGCAUUCAGGCUCCAAAAGCAACACGUGCACAAACUGGAAAAGCUUCCAAAUCGCCAGGGGUUGGCGCUCAACCGCCCCCAAACUCCCAUUGGGACAACAUUGUCAAAUUUCUAAACUUGCUUAUGGAUACUUUACGUGAAAAUUAUGUACCAUCCUUCUUUAUACGUAAACUUAUCACUCAGCUAUUCUCUUUCAUCAAUAUACAACUUUUCAACAGUCUUCUUCUUCGGCGUGAAUGUUGCACAUUCACCAAUGGGGAAUAUGUGAAAGCUGGGCUAUCAUUGCUGGAGAAAUGGAUUACUGAUGUCACAGAGGAGUUUGCAGGAACAUCUUGGCAUGAGCUUAAUUAUAUCAGACAAGCUGUUGGAUUUUUGGUUAUACACCAAAAACGGAAGAAGACACUUGAGGAGAUCAGCCAAGAUCUCUGCCCGUCCUUGAGUGUUAGGCAAAUCUACAGGAUAUGCUCAAUGUACUGGGAUGACAAAUACAAUACCCAGGGAAUAUCAAACGAGGUUGUUGGUGCAAUGAGAGAGAUGGUCAACAAAGAUUCUCAGAACCUCGUAUCAAAUUCCUUUUUGUUGGAUGAUGACUUAAGUAUACCAUUUUCAACCGAGGAUUUAUCCAUGGCCAUCCCUGCAAUAGAGUAUGCAGGUGUGGAGCUUCCUGAAUCUCUUCAUCAAUAUCCAUCAGCACAGUUUCUACUGGAGGCAUCAUGAUCCACAUCCUGUCUAAUACUAGAAAGGUGCAAUUAGCGUUUCUAUGAAGAUUCGUUGAUCCCCAGAUUUUACGGGGUCACACCCACCCUUCAGCGAUCUUUUAUUGUUUGUUAGGUUUAUAGAACAGAAUUGAUUCCGGAUUGAAGGGGGAAAGUGAUAGGGUAGCCUGUGUUCCAGAGCAACAAUUGUUGCUACAGCCGUGGGUAUCCACCUGACCUGGCUACGCAGUGAUGUACAAAGAAUACUGUAGAAAGUGCAAGGCAGUUGCCCAAAAUUGAUUACUUAUGUGGCAAAACUCUAUUUGGUGCAAAACAUGUUCUGCACUCGUGACCAGAUGGGUUGAUGGUAAUUGGUAAACGCAAAA
Molecule: messenger RNA, 5072 nt
Organism: Brachypodium distachyon (stiff brome)
Lineage: Eukaryota; Viridiplantae; Streptophyta; Magnoliopsida; Poales; Poaceae
Product: protein OPAQUE1
Exons: 38
Coding region: 203-4708 (1501 amino acids)
Biological process (GO): vesicle transport along actin filament; actin filament organization
Cellular component (GO): vesicle; actin cytoskeleton; myosin complex
Molecular function (GO): ATP hydrolysis activity; microfilament motor activity; ATP binding
Source: RefSeq, a predicted model, not a curated record